This is a messenger RNA of Mirounga angustirostris (Northern elephant seal), 5227 nucleotides long. It is a transcript of the gene PAK4, whose product is annotated as p21 (RAC1) activated kinase 4. The record is from RefSeq and is a predicted model, not a curated record. Gene Ontology annotation, biological process: protein phosphorylation; regulation of MAPK cascade; intracellular signal transduction. Gene Ontology annotation, molecular function: protein serine/threonine kinase activity; ATP binding. Gene Ontology annotation, cellular component: cytoplasm. NCBI's taxonomy places the organism in Eukaryota, Metazoa, Chordata, Mammalia, Carnivora, Phocidae.
GUGGGCGGUGAAGGGGGAAAGCCCCGGAUGUUCGUUGGGGAUUUAACAUGGCGGCGGCAGUGGCCGCGGUGGCGGCGGCGCAAGAGAGUUGAGGGCGGUGUGAGGGUUCAGAAUUCCGGGUCGAGCAGCUAGGCCGCGAGCGACCGCAGCGCCGAGCCGAUGAGUCACUCGAGGCCCCAAGAGGAGACGUCACCUGCCCGAGGGCACUUCUAGCACAGCCAGCAUCAAACCAGGCCUGCUGCUAGGAGCCCAAGUCUGCGCCCUCGUGGUGCUGAGAGCCUCAGCACCAUGUUUGGGAAGAAGAAGAAGCGGGUCGAGAUCUCCGCGCCCUCCAACUUCGAGCACCGCGUGCACACGGGCUUCGACCAGCACGAGCAGAAGUUCACGGGGCUGCCUCGCCAGUGGCAGAGCCUGAUCGAGGAGUCGGCUCGCCGGCCCAAGCCCCUCGUGGACCCCGCCUGCAUCACCUCCAUCCAGCCCGGGGCCCCCAAGACCAUCGUGCGGGGCAGCAAAGGUGCCAAGGAUGGGGCCCUCACGCUGCUGCUCGACGAGUUCGAGAACAUGUCGGUGACACGCUCCAACUCCCUGCGGAGAGACAGCCCACCGCCACCUGCCCGUGCCCGCCAGGAAAAUGGGAUGCCCGCAGAGCCGGCCAGCUCGGCCAGAGGGGCCCCCGAGAAAGCGGGCAGCCAAGGCCGGGGCGCCAGUCGCAGCGAGGCGCGUGGCAGCAGUGGAGACAGGCGGCGGGGGGGGCCAGAGAAGAGGCCCAAGUCUUCCAGGGAGGGCUCAGGGGGACCCCAGGAGUCCUCCCGGGACAAACGCCCCCUCUCUGGGCCUGACGUCGGCACCCCCCAGCCCGCCGGUCUGGCCGGUGGGGCCAAAGCGGCAGCUGGUCGGCCCUUUAACACAUACCCGAGGGCCGAUACGGACCACCCGGCCCGGGGUGCCCAGGGGGAGUCUCACAGCCUGGCCCCCAACGGGCCAUCGGCAGGGGGCCUGGCGGUCCCCCAGUCCUCCUCCUCCCGGCCUCCUGCCCGAGCCCGCGAACCCCCCAGCCCGGGAGUGCUGGGCCCCCAUGCCUCUGAGCCCCAGCUGGCUCCUCCAGCCGCCCCGUCGCUGCCCCCCGCCCCCGCCGGGCACCCGGCCCCCGGGCCCCCCGGGCCCCGCUCGCCACAGCGGGAGCCGCAGCGCGUGUCACACGAGCAGUUCCGGGCUGCCUUGCAGCUGGUGGUGGACCCCGGGGACCCUCGCUCCUAUCUGGACAACUUCAUCAAGAUCGGCGAGGGCUCCACGGGCAUCGUGUGCAUUGCCACGGUGCGCAGCUCGGGCAGGCUGGUGGCCGUCAAGAAGAUGGACCUGCGCAAGCAGCAGAGGCGUGAGCUGCUCUUCAACGAGGUGGUGAUCAUGCGGGACUACCAGCACGAGAACGUGGUGGAGAUGUACAACAGCUACCUGGUCGGGGAUGAGCUCUGGGUGGUCAUGGAGUUCUUGGAGGGUGGCGCCCUCACUGACAUCGUCACUCACACCAGGAUGAACGAGGAGCAGAUUGCCGCCGUGUGCCUGGCUGUGCUGCAGGCCCUGUCCGUGCUCCAUGCGCAGGGCGUCAUCCACCGCGACAUCAAGAGCGACUCCAUUCUGCUGACCCACGAUGGCAGGGUGAAGCUGUCGGACUUCGGGUUCUGCGCCCAGGUGAGCAAGGAGGUACCACGGAGGAAGUCACUGGUCGGCACGCCCUACUGGAUGGCCCCUGAGCUCAUCUCUCGCCUCCCCUAUGGGCCAGAGGUGGACAUCUGGUCUCUGGGGGUGAUGGUGAUUGAGAUGGUGGACGGGGAGCCCCCCUACUUCAACGAGCCACCCCUCAAAGCCAUGAAGAUGAUUCGGGACAACCUGCCACCCCGACUGAAAAACCUGCAUAAGGUGUCACCCUCCCUGAAGGGCUUCCUGGACCGCCUGCUGGUGCGUGACCCGACCCAGCGGGCCACGGCGGCUGAGCUGCUGAAGCACCCGUUCCUGGCCAAAGCGGGCCCGCCCGCCAGCAUCGUACCCCUCAUGCGCCAGAACCGCACUAGAUGAGGCCCAGUGCCCUGUCCCUGAACCAAAGAAAGAGCCCCUUGGGUCACCCCUGCCCGCCACGGGCCAGUCGGGGGCCGGCCCCCACUCCUCCCUGCCUGGGAGACACUCCAUGUGGCGCCACCCUCCUUGCGGGGGGUGGGGGAGCGUGCAGGACCCUACUACUGAACUCCAGGUUUGAUUUUGUGACUUGUAAAAAAAAAACACAGGGACUUGUGGGAGCAAGUGAGGGUCCCCAGCCUCCCCACCCUCCGGGACAGUCCCUUCCUGUGUCUUCCUGUCUUCCAGGAAGGACAGGCGGCCCCCCAGUCACUGGAAAUCAUCUGCAGCGGGGGCUGCUGUGGGUGGAGAGAACACUACAAAAGGCGUGUGUGUGUGUGUGUUGUGUGUGUGCACGCGCCCGUGCAGAAGGUCCAGCUGCUCUGUCCUCCAGCCUGCAAGAGGGUGUCUCUGAGGCCUGCCUGACAUACAGCGCAGCCCCCUGGCCCCCCUGAGCCAUUGCGGGGGUCGAUCAUGAAUGUCUGAAGAGUGGCCUUUUCCCCAAGUCCUGCAUCCCCUUUCUGUGGCUGGCUGGGGAGACGGGGGUCGGGGCUUCCCGCCCAUCCCCAGCCUCUGCAGAUGACUACUGCACCUGGACAGCCUCCUCUUUUCUAGAAGUCUAUUUAUAUUGUCAUUUUAUAACACUCUAGCCCCUGUCCUGACCCGGGGACAGAUGGGUCUCUGCCCCGUGGGGCGGCACCAGGGACAGAACCACCGCUCGAAGAAUCAGGUUCCCAGCCCCUUGGUGCGGCCCCACCCCCCUCCCCUCCCUUCCCUCAAGUUAGUUUUACAAUUAAAACGUUUUCUUGUUUUGUGUGUGUGUGUGUAUGUGUGUGUGUGGUGUGUAGAAGCCCCUCUCCAGGCCAUCUUGGUGUGGGAUUGGGGGGAGGGACCUGACGGAGAGAGGGUGGCCUGGUGAACCCCAGGAUUCCAGCCCAUCUUAGGGCAAGGGCCAUGUCUGUGGGGGAUGGGGAGGCCCCAGGUCGAAACAGCCAGUAAGGCCCCCCUGACGUGGUAUCCAGACUCGCCCACCCCCUGGCCUGCAAACAUCAGUCCACCAGAGUCCGUGUGCUGCGAUGCCCAGUUUGCCAAAUCUGAGAUUUGCCGGAAUCUUGUUUUAAAGGUUGUUUGUCUUGAGCGUGUUGGGUGGGUAGGAAUGAUCCUUGAUGAGCUGAUGUUAGUAAAUGGGCCGUUCAGAAAAUCGGUCUGUGGGCAGGUGGGCUUUUGAGGACUCGGCUAAGGCGGAUGGAUCUGGAACAGCCAGCUUUAGGGAUACUCCACUGGCCAGAACCCUCCCUCUAAAUCAGGGUCCCGGGGUGCCGAGCCUGGGUCUCCAUGAGCGGAGAAAGGAAUUGGCUGGCAUCCAUUGGGCAGCGCUGUGUUCUGGCCACUGACCACCCCAGGCUGGUGUGAGCUUGGACUAUGUGCGUCUUCCCCAGUACCCGAGAGGUGGGGGGGGGGAGCAGGCCCCUGGGGAGAGCUGCAGCGUGAGCAGUGAACCCCACCGCCACUGGCCCCAGGAACCUCAGCCUGGCUUGUGGGCAGGAAAAGUGUGGAGAUUCUGGCUUGGGCUGUACCUCCUGCCCCCGCCCCAGAGCACGCCUCUCCACAGGCCCUGAGCUCCCCAAGGCUGGAGUGCCAUGUCUGUGCCCGGGGCUGGCCACGAACAGGCACCCUGUAGAUGGGGACUCAGAGGUUUAAACAUCCCCAGGGAAGCAGCUGUUGCCAUGUUGAAUGUGUUGGAUGCCUGGGUGGAGUUGUUACAUCUCUGGGAAGAACUCUGCCAAAAUGGGUAUAAGGAGAAACAGAAAACAAGAAAAGACCAAAGUAACAUCCCCCCACACACACACCAAAGAAAAAGCUUUGGGCUUGAAUGCUUUUACAAAUGAGUUCUACCAGACUUUGAAGGAUCACGUAAUUCCUACCUUGUACAAAUUGUUCCAGAAAAUAGAGAAACAUUAGCAGCCCGGCUCGUUUUCGGAGGCCGGUACGCCCAUGAUUCCACAGCCAGCUAAGGACGGUGAAGAACAGGGUGGCACAAAGCCACCUCGCUCCCAGCCCGAGUGCCUCGGCUCCCUGGGCCCCCCCCCGGGGGGGGGGGGGCUCCAGGACGUGCCACUGCGGGUGAAGGACCUCUCUGGGACAGGAGGUCCCUUACCAGGUCAUUACAUGGUGGAGGAGCCAACAUUCGGCCCCACGGCAACUCUGCCAUGAUUGUCACCUUCUGCCACCAUCACUACAGUUUAUUUUGGGGGGCCUUGAGAGCGCUUCCGGAGACCCCGUGCCCCUUCCUGCUGCCCCUGCCCAUCUGGAAGGGAUUCCCACGGCAUCCGUGAAACCCCUCCAGUUGUUUCAAACAGCAGAUUGAAUACGGGGGUUGGUCCCAAAAGUAUCGGGAAGGCUGGGGCAGCCAACAGGGCCAGUAACCUGGCCGCCCAGGGGGCUAGAGGCACAAAAGGCCUCAGGGGCACCACCAAGUUCCCGGAAGUCGGCCCGUGCCUCUGCAGCAGCGGGAGCAGAAACGUUCUUCCAGCUUCCCACCCACUCCAGCUCUAGGGCCUCCUCCAGGCAGGACCCCACUGAUCCCAGCCAGUGAGGGAGUCCGUGCCGGGCAUCGGCGGGACAAGGGAGCACUCAGAAGGGCAAGUGUGGCAUAGCAAGAGCAGACACCUGCCCCAGCGGCGAUGUGGCCCUGGGGACUGGCUUUGUCCAGAUGGUACGGACCAGACGAGACGUGGUCCCACACAAAGUAGUGAGUGUUGCCUCAGCGGCAGCAGGGGGCGCUGUACUCUAAACUGCGAAGGCCCAGGAGGGCAUGUAUUAGCCCGCAGGUCAGACGCGUGUUUACAGACACCAAGAAUGAGUGAGUGAAACAGGUCAGACCAGUGGUUUCUCCAAGUGUGGUUCCCGGACCAGCAGCAACCCUGGGAACUUGCUGGAAAUGCAGAUUCCCAGGCCACACCCCAGGCUGAAUUGGUGGUCCAAAGAGGCCGGCACGGCCCUUUAAGGACAUGACCCAGAGGUUGUGCCAUUGCCUCAUUGGCCAGAGCUUCGUCACGUGGCUACACCCGGCAGCAAGGGAGGUUGGGAAACGUAGUCUUUAUUCUGGGUGGUUGUG